Molecule: messenger RNA, 597 nt
Organism: Neurospora tetraspora
Lineage: Eukaryota; Fungi; Ascomycota; Sordariomycetes; Sordariales; Sordariaceae
Exons: 1
Coding region: 1-597 (198 amino acids)
Biological process (GO): exon-exon junction complex disassembly
Cellular component (GO): cytoplasm; exon-exon junction complex
Molecular function (GO): RNA binding
Source: RefSeq, a predicted model, not a curated record
AUGUCGCAGCCAACAAACUCCGGCAUCAUAACCGACAAAAACGGCGAACGUGUUAUCCCCGAGUCUAAGAGAGCCGACGGAAGCACCAGAAAAGCCAUCAAGGUCCGCCCCGGCUACCGCCCGCCUGAGGAUGUUGAAGUGUACAAGAACCGCACCGCCGAGGGCUUCCGCCAGCGUGGCAAGGGCCCAGUGCCGGGCGCAGAGGGAUUGAAGGAGGACAAGUCGGACCAGCAGUCCAGUGCGGCGGCCAACAAAAACGCCAAACGUCGGGAAGCGCGCAAAAAGGCCAAGGCCGCUGGCGAAACAGAAGGCGAGGACCAGAAGACAGCUGCUGAAGCGGCCCCUGCACCCAAGCCCGAAGAGGUCGACCCGGAAGCCGAGAGGGAGAAGAAGGCCCGGAACUUGAAGAAGAAGCUCCGCCAGGCCAAGGAGCUGAAGGACAAGAAGGAUGGCGGAGAGUCCUUGUUGCCGGAACAGAUUGCCAAGGUUAUCAAGAUCAAUGAGCUCAUCCGGGAAUUGGAUGCCCUUGGUUUCGACUCUGAAGGGGAGCCAAAGAUCGCAAAGGCUUCGUCCGAAGCUAAGGAGGACUCGACCUGA